AUGGGUCGCCGGUAUGUCCUCCUGCUGUGCAUCCUCGCCUCGCUUCAGACCGUCGGCGCGCAGCUGGGGGAUACCACCGGCGUCGACGACGGCACGAACAACCAGGCGGGCACGAAGAAGUCGGUGGAGGUGAACUCCUACUUCACCGAGUUCACGAGGGUGGGACCGUACCCGUACCAGGUGUGCGCGGACUUACCCGGCGAGAUCGGCGAGACGGACGCGACGAAGAGCGCGAGGUGCAUCCCGGUCGAGGCGGGCGAGCUCGAUUUCUGCUCCGCGGUGGCGUACGAUACCUGCUCCCGGGUCAUAUCGCCCAUCCUCUACGACGAGCAGAUUGGAAAGUCGCACGACGAGAGGAUCGCGCGGUGGGAGCUGGAGUUCCCCGCGCUCGUCACCACCGAGUGCACCGAGGCGUUCCAGCUCUACUUCUGCCUGUUGGCGUUCCCGCGAUGCGAGGAGGACACCGAUAACCUGGGGAGCUUUCUGGAGCUACCGCUGUGUUUCGACUACUGCGUCAACGCGCACAUGGCGUGCAUCGGCGACUCGCUGUUGUCGCAGGCGGCGUGCGAUAAGGCCGUGGUGCUGGGGCGGGUGGCGCCUCCGCGGGCGGACGUGACGUGCGUUUCGGGGGCGCGGAGUCUGGGGGCGUCGAUGGUGUGCGCGUUGGCGUUGGCGUUGCUGUCGUGGUUCGCCUCGGAGAGAGGUUCGUAUUAG
Messenger RNA from Micromonas commoda, 714 nucleotides. RefSeq lists its product with no specific name. The coding region runs from base 1 to 714 and encodes 237 amino acids. The transcript has a single exon. Lineage: Eukaryota; Viridiplantae; Chlorophyta; Mamiellophyceae; Mamiellales; Mamiellaceae. The record is from RefSeq and is a predicted model, not a curated record. Gene Ontology annotation, molecular function: protein binding.